Ipomoea triloba (trilobed morning glory) is the source of this 598-nucleotide messenger RNA. Its product is annotated as glycine-rich RNA-binding protein GRP1A-like. Bases 92 to 598 code for a protein of 168 amino acids. The record is from RefSeq and is a predicted model, not a curated record. NCBI's taxonomy places the organism in Eukaryota, Viridiplantae, Streptophyta, Magnoliopsida, Solanales, Convolvulaceae. The transcript has 3 exons.
GCAGCAGCAGCCAAUUCUGCAGCAAGUUUUGGGAAAAUAGUUGCAGAAAUUUUAGAAAAGAAUUGGAAGCCACAGAACGGAAAGGAACUAAAUGCAGAAGUUACAAAAACAGUUGCCGAAAUUAGGAUUGUUUCCGGUGUUUGACGGGAAUGAGUAUGAAACCUGGCGCCACAUGAUGAAGGCUUUGCUUAAAUCCCAUGAUCUCUGGGACUUGGUGGAAAAAGGGUACAAAGCUAAGGCUUUUAAAAAAGAUGGGAAGAAAAAGGACGCCCUGGCUAUGAUGAUUAUCCUGCUGGGAGUUGACAAAUCAGUUCGUCGCUGCACUCUUAAUGCAAACAACUCAAAAGAAGCUUGGGAUGCAAUACAAAACAAAUAUCAAGUGCAUGUAGAAGGCGAAGAAGGAGACGAGGGAAGCGCCGACCAUCGAUCCCAAAGCGGGCAGGGCAGCAACGGCGGCGGCGGCGGCAGGGCCAGGGGCACUGGCGUCGGCGGCAGGGCUGGCGGCGGCCUCAGCAGCCACGGCCACGCCCAUAGAGGCGGCGGCAACGGCGGCGACGAAGGCGAUCUUCUUCAUCUCCAUUAUUAUUAUAAUAUAUGA